Lampris incognitus (smalleye Pacific opah) is the source of this 1158-nucleotide messenger RNA. RefSeq names its product ankyrin repeat and SOCS box containing 13a, tandem duplicate 1 (gene asb13a.1). The transcript is spliced from 6 exons. Bases 75 to 947 code for a protein of 290 amino acids. NCBI's taxonomy places the organism in Eukaryota, Metazoa, Chordata, Actinopteri, Lampriformes, Lampridae. Gene Ontology annotation, biological process: intracellular signal transduction; positive regulation of protein catabolic process; protein ubiquitination. The record is from RefSeq and is a predicted model, not a curated record. Gene Ontology annotation, molecular function: protein binding.
UGCGCAUGCGCAGAUAACGUGCGUAGAUCGUCCGCGUUGGGCCGUAACCGACUUGUGAAGCGCUUCCCGCUGGAAUGGAGGUGAUCUCCGCUCGCCGCUCGUUCAUUUGCGAUACUGGUGUGUGGGCGGACCGAACCACCCUGCACGAGGCCGCGUCUCACGGCAGAGCCCUGCAGCUGCAGCAGCUCGUGGAGAGCGGGGUGUCCGUCAACACGGUGACGGUGGACAACAUCACACCCCUGCACGAGGCCUGCAUACAGGCGCAUCCAAACUGUGCCCGGCUGCUGCUGGAGGCCGGUGCACAGGUGGACGUGAGGACCAUCCAUGGUAGCACUCCUCUGUGUAACGCCUGCGCUUCGGGUAGUUUGGAAUGUGCCAAGUUACUGUUGGCUUAUGGAGCCAAGGUUAACCCUUCUCUCACAGCCCUUACCGCCUCACCACUGCACGAGGCCUGCAUACGAGGUGACGUUGACAUAGUGAGGCUGAUGAUAGCCAAUGGUGCAAACCUGGAGGCCUACGAUGUCCACUUUGGUCCCCCUCUCCACAUCGCAUGUGCCAAGGGACAUGUGGACUGUGUCAGGGAGCUGCUCAAUGCAGGUGCCAACGUGAACUCGGUCAAGUUUCAUGAGACGGCCCUGCACCACGCCGCACGAGCUGAACGGACGGAUUUGAUCGAGCUCCUGGUGGAGUUUGGCGGCAACGUGUACGCCAGCGACAAUCUGGGGAAAAGGCCGCUCGACUACAGCGCGCCGGGGUCUCCCUCCGAAGCCCGCCUCGAGCUUUAUGAAGGUACGCCCCUGGGCCUGCAGCAGCUCUGCAGGAUCUGCGUGAGGAGAAUGCUGGGUACCGCGGCUCAGAAGGUCAUAGGUCAACUCGACAUAUCCCACCGCAUCCGCAGCUUCCUCCAGCACUGUGAUUGCCCGGCGUCGCUACUGAUGGACGUGUGAACGGACCCCCCCAGAUGAACGGAAACACAGCAGAACCGCAGACCACGGGCUCGUGUGUCCGUCCUCGUUCUUGACCCGCCAUUCAUCAGGAAGACCGUUGUAUCGUUUUACACGAUAAGCUUUGUCCUCGUAGCACGAUCACACGGUGUACCCUGCUCUCGCUUAUGUUCACGCUGAAUAAAUACGGACGUUGUUUCUGCACAGCGGAGAG